AUGGCGAGUCUCACAACAUGUCCGCCCUUGACCAGAGAAUCGGUCUUUGAAGCACGAAAGCUCAUCCAGACUCAUGUUCACAAAACUCCGGUCCUCACAAACAAGACUCUCAGCCAAAUGGCGUCCACGCCGAGGGCAUCUUCUACCCUCGGUGACAGAAAGCCUGCCAAACCUGUCAUUAGACUCUGGUUCAAGUGCGAAAAUAUACAGCGCAUAGGCGCCUUCAAAGCUAGAGGAGCAUUUCAUGCCAUUGAGAGACUCAAAAAGGAGCCCGGGUGGCUUGAAAAUGGAAACCAUGUACAAGCAUUGGCACUGGCAGCCAGAGAAAAUGGCAUCACAGCGCACAUUGUGAUGCCAAGCACCACUCGCCCUUACAAAAUCGACGCCACCAAAGGAUACGGCGCUAAUGUUGUCGUCUGUGGCCCCAAAGACCGUGAAGCUGUCGCGGCCAAGAUUGUCUCGGAAACAGGCGCUCGUCUCGUUCCGCCGUUUGACCAUCCGGACGUGAUUCUCGGUCAAGCAACCGUUGGCUUGGAGAUGCAGGACCAGAUCGAGAGCCUCGAUGCCGUCAUCACGCCAUGCAGUGGCGGCGGUCUUCUUUCUGGCGUGGCAUUGAGCUGCGAGGGAACAGGAGUGAAGGUUUUUGGGGCUGAGCCUGAGUUUGAGGGUGCUGAUGACGGGCGUAGAGGCUACUAUUCAGGAAAGAGAGUGACUGAGGUCAGUACCAGAACAAUUGCGGACGGUUUGAUCGGCGUCGUUGGGGCGAGGCCUUGGGGUAUUAUCUAUGAGAGGAGGUUGGUCAGCGGCAUGUAUGCGGUUUCCGAAGCGGAAAUCUUGGAGGCUACAAAGCUUAUCCUGGAACGGCUGAAGUUGGUGGUUGAGCCGGCUGCCGCCGUACCACUGGCUGUUGCACUAUUCAACGAAGAGUUCAGAGCUAUGGUUGAGGAAGAGGCUGGUGAGAAGGGCUGGGAUGUCGGCCUCGUGCUGAGUGGCGGGAAUAUCGGCGUCGACGGACUAGCGAAGCUUUUCUCUUAG
Molecule: messenger RNA, 1035 nt
Organism: Colletotrichum chrysophilum
Lineage: Eukaryota; Fungi; Ascomycota; Sordariomycetes; Glomerellales; Glomerellaceae
Exons: 2
Coding region: 1-1035 (344 amino acids)
Biological process (GO): pyruvate biosynthetic process; D-serine biosynthetic process; L-serine metabolic process
Molecular function (GO): L-serine ammonia-lyase activity; threonine racemase activity; ATP binding
Source: RefSeq, a predicted model, not a curated record